AUGGCGAGCGCAGAGCCGGCCCCGACCACGCGCGAGUUUAUGAUUUCGGGCCAGCGCGUGCUUUUUCCUUACAAGCCUUAUCCUUCACAAUUCUUGCUCAUCUCUGCCACCAUCAAGGCUCUUCUUAAAGUGUGUGCUCCGACUUGCUUGACCGCGAAAUGCCUGCUGAAUCAUGUCAUCAAGCCUCCUCCGUCUCUAACCAAGCCUUGGGUGCGUCUCGAGCAGAAGGACAAUGCACUGCUUGAAUCGCCCACUGGAACUGGCAAAACCCUUGCACUGCUGUGCUCGGUCCUUGCUUGGCAAAAGUCCGAGAAGAUGCGCAUCGCCGCGAUGCGAGCGGACCUUGAGGCCCAGCUCGCCACCGACGCACACUCACAAGACGAGGAGGAUGAAACCAUGGCAAAUACAAAGGCCAAGCCCGCCCAUGUACCUUCCCGCCCCCUAUCCCGUGGCCCAGGAGCCAACGGGCAGCUGCUCGAAGAAGAGGAUGACGACUUUCGUGUCACGGCUUUGGAGCGCCUCAACACGGGAUUCAAGGGUGCGAGGAGAGCCAGCCCGUUUCCAGGUCCCGUAAAGCCGUCAAACACAACUGUGAAUGCUGCUGCUGCCGCGCCAAGAACUACACCUGCCAGCAAGAAGGCCAAGCUGUCCGCGCAAGACCGCAAGCAGCUCCGCGUUCCGACCAUCUAUUUUGGAACUCGAACGCAUCGCCAGCUUGCGCAAGUCACCAGUGAGCUGAAACGUUCUGCAUACAGUGAUGUUCGCAUGACUGUGCUUUCCUCCCGUGAGCACACUUGCGUGCACCCACGAGUUUCGAAAGCAUCUCACAAGAACGACGAGUGUUCCAAGCUGCUGGGCGGCAAGGGGCAAGGAGGAGCUCAGUGCCAUUGCUACCACAAUGCAAAACAGCUCGCCAACGGUCGUCAAUUUCGCCAUGGAGCCUGGGAUCUUGAAGACCUCGUGGCCCGAGGUCGCAAGCAGCGAGCAUGUGCCUAUUUUGCAGCUCGCGAACUCGCUCCCACGGCCGAGCUCGUUUUUUGCCCCUACAACUAUUUGGUACAAACGACAACGGUUCAUCAGCUCUGCUUGCCAUCUCUUGCUCUCAUGCAACGUCUUACGGUGCUUGCCUCACUUCCCUUGCCUCAUCCACUCCUCUUGUCCACCCAAAACUCUUACACGAUGACAACAUCAAAUGCAACGGCGCCACAGUACUGCUUCCAGACGACAUUGCCCGACGAUUGGGAGAACUCCACCUUGAUCAAACCCUUGUGGACCAGUCAGUCGCUGGCCUCAAGAAAUUUCAAGAUUCGCUCGAUGAUGAGGGAGAACCCACCCAAACAGCCUCGCAGCUUCUGUUUCGAGCGGAACAGUGAAGAUGGCGAAUGGCGCUUUCAUCUCUGGUGCAUGAACCCCGCCUUGGCAUUUCGAUCGGCCUUGUCCGACACUCACAGUGUCCUCUUGGCAUCCGCCAACUAUAAACACACAUCCAGUCCCUCUUUUCAAGACGAGAUUGGAAAUGUCGUGCUCACAAUUUGCGAGCUGAAGCUAGUGGUGAAGGAACCGAGAACCAGCCACGAUGGCGGCUUUGAUGGUCAGUUAAAGCGGUUUUACGCAAAUGUGGCUCCACGCAAGCGGCGCACAGGAGCCCUCUUCAUGGCCGUGUGCCGGGGCAAGGCCUCGGAAGGCAUUGACUUUUCAGAUGACCGAGCUCGCGCCGUCAUUACGGUCGGCAUCCCUUUUCCAGCCUUCAAGGAUCCUGAGGUGACGCAAAAACGCGAGUACAACACAAAGCUGAGCAAACAGGCGCGAUCGUCUCACUUGAACGGGGAUCAAUGGUACCAAAUUCAGGCGUUCCGCGCGCUAAACCAGGCCUUGGGGCGUUGCAUCCGCCAUCGCAAUGAUUGGGGUGCCAUUGUCAUGAUUGAUGCUCGCAUGAAGGAAAGUGCGCAGUAUCAAGGGCAGUUGUCCAAGUGGCUGAGGACACAAGUGCAACACUUUGAUACAGUCCCCACUUUUGCACAUCGGCUUGAGACCUUUGUUGCACAGUGCAUGGGACAAGAAUGGAACCGAGGUGCUGCAGCGUCACACGCCCAUGUGGAUGAUCUCAUCAAUAGCGUUAUGGACGCGGCUGAGCUCAAGGCGCCUGCGAAACCUACUCGCGGAACAUUAGAGGGCGCAGGGUUUUUCCUCGAGCCCCAACGCGUCGACAGAGCAGGCCCGGCCCACGCGGAGACAGAAGCCCAGCCGCCUGCUCGGCCUGCGGCCAAGCAUGCAACUCGGGAAGACUCUGGCAUCGGGUCAGAACAAGUCCAUCGUCCCAAAUCUUCCUCAGGAAAGCCAAGUGGUACGCACAACACGGACACCACCCCUGGUGCUCCACUCAAUACCAAUGCUCUGGAGGCGGCCAAUAUUGGGCGGGCGGCAUCCAAAGGGCCCGAGACUCAGUUGACGGGAGAAGAAGGGGCAAGCGAGUUGGCACCGGUGGUAGGCGAUCGCCAAACACCGCCGUCAUCACCGGGCCCAGCAACAGCCAUUAUAAGUGGGGCCAAUUUGGCGCCUGCUCCCUCAUCGCCGCUCCCAGAGACGAGCAGUGUCAGUAACCGAGAGGCACGCCAUGACACGGAUAGUGUGGAACUCGACGAUACUCCGGAACCCUCAAUCUUCUUGCUUGACUCGCCUAUCAAAAUGUCGCAAGCUAGCCGUGAGGCUGCGCUUGGCUUGGCUAGUUUGCUGGAACCUGACAGUGCAAUGACAGCACAGCAACCACUCGCAUGCUGGCGCUGUCAGGAUGAUUUGCUGAGCUCAUUGCCGGAUGACAAGGCUCGUCAAGGCGUCGCCGCCGCUGCUUCAGUGAUUGAUGCGCACGCUGCGCCUGCGCAAUUGCGCUGGAUAGUCGGCACGCGUGUGAAGCUGACGCAUCUCAUUAGCUUACCUGCCAGUGCCGUUCCACAGACUGUCAUGGCACCGCUUCAGCCCCCUCCACUGGGCCUCAAUGCCUGCAUGGAUGCCUCAACGGAUCUAUUGCUGGUUGCUCUGAUUUGUCCGCAGUGUGGCUGUGUUUGUGGCUGUCAAGCCCGAUCCUUGACGCAUUCGGGCGAUGCAGGUCACGUCUGGUUCGUGGUUUAG
Messenger RNA from Monosiga brevicollis MX1, 3126 nucleotides. RefSeq lists its product as uncharacterized. Gene Ontology annotation, molecular function: hydrolase activity, acting on acid anhydrides, in phosphorus-containing anhydrides; DNA binding; ATP binding. Gene Ontology annotation, biological process: nucleotide-excision repair; double-strand break repair involved in meiotic recombination. NCBI's taxonomy places the organism in Eukaryota, Choanoflagellata, Craspedida, Salpingoecidae. The transcript is spliced from 15 exons. Bases 1 to 3126 code for a protein of 1041 amino acids. Gene Ontology annotation, cellular component: nucleus. The record is from RefSeq and is a predicted model, not a curated record.